This is a messenger RNA of Porites evermanni, 15306 nucleotides long. The record is from the annotation of a GenBank genome assembly. NCBI's taxonomy places the organism in Eukaryota, Metazoa, Cnidaria, Anthozoa, Scleractinia, Poritidae.
GUGACGACGUGCACACGGAAGCUGGCAGAAGAUGGUUUAUACAUUGAUGUCUGCAUGGUCUGCAGUGAUGUAAAAAAGUUUAUGAAAAAACCUUACAUUGUGUCUGUUUUAGACGACAAUUCACAAUGUCAGAACUUGAACCAGCCUCCACUAGCGCUCCUACGAAUUCAACCUCUACAGAGACAACUCAAAACGCUUCAGAAAUCCCUGGGAAAUCAGAGAAUCAACAGCACCUGUACAUGGACUUCGCAAGCGAUGUUCCUCCAGUUUUGCCGACUGAUUCACAAUUGGGAGGAGAUGGAAUUAAACCAGAUAGUCAAGUAGUGCGAAAGGUAGAUCCUCGCCAACAAUGGAUAAACAAAGACUCGACAAAACCUUACUAUUGUAAGCUUUGUGACUUCAAUAUGGAGUCCAUGGAGGUUGGUGCAUUCUAGGAAAUCUUUCAUUUUAGCUUGUUAAUUUUUGUGUAGAGACAAGUUCACUUCUUUUACUUAAGUACAGAGUGAGUUAUCAACAGUCAUGUAGAACUGAAAAUAUAAAGAUUUUAAAGAUUUUUGCUGAAAGGAAAAGGACCAUAAUGUGGUAUUUAUUUAGGAAAUUGCUCCUUAAUUAAUUUUGUGUAAAGAAGAGACAGAAUAAUAUUAUAAGAGAGUUGUUUUAUUUUGCCUCCACUACACGACCGAACAAACAAAACAACACUUGGAGGCAUGGGCACGUUGGUCAGCCCGGGCCAUGAUACACUUUAUUAACUCACGUGAAAAACUCCACUGUUACAGUGAUUCUAAGAACAUGCUACAGCCGGACAAGUAAACCCGAAAAAACCAGCUAUUGGAAUAAUAGGGGUCAUGUAACCCCAACCCAUGCUAUGGUAUCUCCUUUGGGGUUAUAAGGCAAAACUAAUAAAAUAAGCCUAAUAACAUGAAGACGAGCAGAAAACGAGAUGCUACAUAAAAUAGCUAAGAAACAUAGUACAGAUGGUAACGAAAUUAAGGCUAACAUAAUAAGUGAAAACUAAACUAAACAAAGCAAGUUGAUGCGGUGAGGCUGACCGUAGAAUGACACGCAUAGCUAAACGGUCACUAUAUCAAACCCCCUAACCGUGAUCCCUCGGGUGCUAUGCUAGAACCCAGUUCUAGUUCCAUGGAUUAGUCAUGAUAAUUAAGGUGACUCCAUAGUUAUAAAUAAAAGCAACUCUCUUUGGGGUUCAAUUCUUUGGGUCUUAAUUGCCUAGACCAAGGUGAUAUACACCUCUACCAACUUGUGGUUGGGAAAAGAAAAUAAUUUGUUUAUUGUGUCUCACUUGCUAGCCAGCUAUAGCUUGCAUAAAUAUAUAAAACAUGGGUCUGGCACUGAAUUUCUGUCCCCAAAAAAACUUAAGAUAGAUUUACGCUGCAACUUUAAUUAGCAAAUACUUUCUGUUUGUUUUAGAAUGUACUUGACAGUUACCUCGCCCUACACCCUGCCAAUCAAACUAUUUCCUGAUUAAGAUCUGUAGAUAACAGCUGAAUCAUGGCAAUCAUUAACAAAUUGACCCUCAAAGAAAAAAUGGUAAAUUGGUCUAUCACACAGAAACCAAGACGAAUAACAUUUUUUACAUUUGGGUCUUGUUUUUUAGAAUUGAUGUAUUAUUCGUUCCUCUUAGGUGUUUCAACAUCACUGUAUGAGUCCACGACAUAUUAAACGAGCUAUUGAAGAGUUCAACAUCAAAUUACCAAAGAGAUUGGAAGAAAAAGAAGAAAAGAAACCACCUCCUGAAUUUCACUGUCAGGUUAAUAAAUCUUCUAAGCUUGCACAAUAUUAAUUUAAUGCACCAUUUUAUUCCAAGGAGAUGGUGGAGACGUGUAACUGUGAUCCAACUCAUGAGUCUUAAAACCAACUUCUAUUUAGCAAUGAAUCAAUAAAGAUUCAGUUUAAAGUCAAGUAUUGUUUUACAAUGAAAGACAAAAUGACUUUGCUUUUAAUAUGUUUAAACCUUGAGUGUUAAGUACCGGUAAAUGGCAAAUAAUUUUCUACAAGUGGAGGCAGCAAUGUUACUGGCUACCGACCCAGUCUCUUUAGCAUUGCCUUUCCAUGGUGCUUUGUUUUCUAGUGUACUUGUACAUUAUUUUUCCACUUGAAUUCUACCUUUAAAGCCACCACUACUUCAGAGGGGCUCAAUGGAGUUCAUUUCUUUCUUUUCAAAGAUUUUUUGUAGAGACAUGUAUUGUACCAUUUUAACUUUAGAGUUAAGUGUGAGAAAAAGAAUUAACCAUCUCCAAAGUUAGAACAACAAUGAUAAAAAUUAUUGUUCUUAUUGUAUCAUGCUAGAAACAUACAUGUACAGUUAUGUACAUGUAAAUCCUCAUGCAAGAGUUUUGGUAGAUACACUUUCAAUUUUAUAAAAAAAUGAUGGCCUUGAGAUUUUUGGAUAGAAAAUUAACAAUAACUAUGCAGAUAACAAGUUUAUGCUUUAUUGGAAUUCUUUGUUCAAAAAGUAACUAAGAAAAACUAAUCAAUGGUAAUUUUUGUUAUUUAUUGUCACUCAAUCAUGCUAAUUGGAAUUUUAGCUUUAGCAGGUGUAACAUUGUUAUUAUUAUUAUUAUUAUUAUUAUUAUUAUUAUUAUUAUCAUUAUUAAGCCAUGCCAUGUUCUCAAAUUGGAAUUCUUUUGAUUAUUAUUACCAUAUAAAUUUUCCACUUUCUAAUCCUUAAAGUAUUCCAUCAUGAUCUCUGUAUAUGAACAGAGUUUAUCAAUAAUUUUGUAUUAUUUUAAUACAUGCAUUCUAGGUGUGCCUUGUGACAUGCAACAGUGACACUGCUUGGAACUCUCAUCUUCUUGGGCAAAAGCAUAGAAAGGUACAUAAAAUACAGUUAAAGUUGUAAUUUUUCUUUAAUUUCACACCCAUAGUUGAGCAUUAGGGUAAAGAUUGGGCCUUGCAUAUUUUCUAACAUUUUUAAUUACUAACUCGCCAAUCAUUGUCAUUAUUCUUGCUCUGCCUGCUGUUUCACCAUCCAUCAUUGAUUCAAUUCAAAGGAUAAGGAAUUUCUCCACAUUCUUGUGAAAGAGUCUUAUUAGAUUGCAUAAAUCUCAGUCUUUUUUUUACAGUGAUUCUUUUCUUUUUGUUUGGUUGGUUGCUUUUGUUUUGUUUUGUUUUUUUAAAUAAUUAUCUUUCUUUAGUGACCACUAAGGGUUGCUUAAAAUGAGAUCCUACAGGUUCUUGUCUAAUAAAUUAUUAAGUUGUUUUGUUUAUUUUUCAAGGAACCCUUUCGAUUGAUUAAACAUAUACAAUAUCAUUUGUUGCAUUUUCAGCUGCUUGAGAAACAAGGGGCAGAGAGAGCCCUGCAAAAAGCUCAAGAAAAAAGCAUGUUGUUCAACAAUAUGAAUACAGGAUUUGGCCGGGGUGCUGGUAGAGGGGCUCCUGGGAGAGGUGGUGGUGUGGGCCCCAUNAGUCUUAUUAGAUUGCAUAAAUCUCAGUCUUUUUUUUACAGUGAUUCUUUUCUUUUUGUUUGGUUGGUUGCUUUUGUUUUGUUUUGUUUUUUUAAAUAAUUAUCUUUCUUUAGUGACCACUAAGGGUUGCUUAAAAUGAGAUCCUACAGGUUCUUGUCUAAUAAAUUAUUAAGUUGUUUUGUUUAUUUUUCAAGGAACCCUUUCGAUUGAUUAAACAUAUACAAUAUCAUUUGUUGCAUUUUCAGCUGCUUGAGAAACAAGGGGCAGAGAGAGCCCUGCAAAAAGCUCAAGAAAAAAGCAUGUUGUUCAACAAUAUGAAUACAGGAUUUGGCCGGGGUGCUGGUAGAGGGGCUCCUGGGAGAGGUGGUGGUGUGGGCCCCAUAAAAGGAGGAUCCUAUAAUCCUGGACACAUGCGUAAACCCUAUGAGAAGCCUAUGCAUGCUGUGCAACAACCAAGUCCCAGUGGUCCGAUUGGUGCAAGAGACUUUGCUACCUACCCAGAACCCCUUAUAGGUGAGUUAUGCAUAAUUUCUACAGCAACUCGGUAUUGCAAUGCUUUGCUCAAAAGUAAAAUUAUAAUGGUAACAAGCACUACAUGUAGCUUGUUGCCUUAAUGAUUACAGUUGUCAUCAAGUCGAGACCAGCUUAAUAUACCCUGUAAAUCAUACCAAUUCCGGGCUGUGCUCUAAGUAGUAGUGCCCAAUGAUCUUUGGCAAUUUACUUUUUCCCUUGGGCAACGAGGAUACAUGUAUUUGAGUAGGUGGAAUGCGAUGUAUGAUCAUGUGAUAUGGUAGUCCCGAAUAGGAUUGAUGUUGACAGUGACUUUAACUUUUUUGACAACCUGUCCAGUAGUCAUCAUCAGAGUCAAUAAUUACCAUGCAGGUUGUUAGAAGGUCCAUCACUGUCAACACAGUCCUAUUUAGGAGUACGCCCACCUGGAGAGUUAUAAUCCACUUACUUGUGAAAAUAAUAACUCCUGAGUUCAAACCAAAUGCAGGGCUUGAAAAAAAGUGCCGUCUGGUAGUCCUAGACUACUAGAUUUCCCUGCCUGGCAAGUGAUUCUGCAUACUCACUUGCCCUGGUUCAGGCAAAUCAUAUUCUGCUAAAUACUGUAACAAACAAAAGCAUGCAAUUCAAUGACCUGGGGAAAGCUAAACAUGAAAACAGCUUCUCCAAAGGACAAGCUGGAAUUGAGUUUUUUUAAGCCCUGCAAUUUCCAUUGAGCAUUCAAUUACAGUACACUGUAUGUUCAUUGUGUAUUCAAUGCUAUAUACAUGUAAUGUGAAUAGUUCAAAUUUGAACUUUGUCUUUGUUAGUCAUCAUUGCAUGUAGCAUAACAAUAUUUUACAUGUUCUGGAUGACUCUCUUACUGUACAAGCAAUCUCUGGCAGACAGUGACCAUCCUUGGUGUCUAUCUGCAGGGGUUUCAAUAAAAAUUGAAGUAGCCAGCAGGUUUGAAUAGAGUAACCGACAGUAUCAACAAGGGGCCAUUAGCCCCCCCUUUUGAGGGGGUUGAGGAGGAGGUCUGGGCAUGUUCUACCCCAGAAAAUUUUAAAAUUUCAAAGUCCUAAAAUGCAAUUUUCAGCAUUCUGGGGACUAAAUUUGAGGACAAAAGAGUGUGUAUUUCAUUCAAGAAAAUGUUAAUCUUUCAAUUUGUCAGUUUCACAAUCAAUUCCUGAUGAUGAAAACUAAAUUACGUACUUUUGCAUGUAAACAAAUUCUGUGUAAACAUAAUUUAUAAAGAAACUUGUGGAAAAAUGACUGAAAUAUAGGGUUCACAUGACUAAAGCAAUGUAAAACCAGUGGGCCUUCAUGAAAAAAACAUCAUAAUUAUGUUUUAUUCAGAUUUUGUGAUAUUUUUUUUCUUUACAAUGCUAAUUAAACUAGUUGCUUCUUCUUUCUAGAAGAAAGUAGCUGACCUCUAUCAGCCAAGUAGGCGACACAUUUUGUCGGCCGUCAGUGCUUAUUGAAACCCCUGUAUUGAUUUUGGGACUGGGUAGAGACAGCACUUUGCUUGUCCAUUCCCAUCAGGCUGGUCUGUGCCUACGUAAAGCUCAUUAGAAGAAAUAACCAAUUACAUGUACUUUAAAAUGAUUUUAGGAUGGAAUCCAUCAGGAAAUUGAGCAAUGUCAUCUUUCAGUGGACGAAAACCUAGUACCAGAAUAAUUUAAACAAUAUCGCAUUUUUUAAUAUUUUUCAAGGGCUAUAGAUAUAAUUAGUUAUCUGUAAUAACACCAAAGACUAUUUCUCAUGAGAGCCUCAAAUUUCACAAGAAUUGUGAAAACACAGGUAAAAUUUUGAAAAUUUCAUGUGUAAGAUGUCAUUUUGUGAAAUUUGACAUUUAUUUUCUCGGGCUCCCAUAAUAAAUUUUUCGUUGAUGUUUGACAGAUAACUAAUAAUUAGUUAUAAACAUCAAAGAAAAUUUAUUAUGGGAGCCCGAGAAAAUUAAAUGUCAAAUUUUGCCCUUGAAAAAUGAGAAAAAAUUAUAAUGUGAUAUUGUUUAAAUUAUUCUAGGACAAGGUUUUUGUCCUCUGAAAAUUAAAAUUGCUUAGUUUCGUGAUGGAUUGUGUUGUAAUCCACUGUAUGUGGAAAUGCUGACUAUGUUGGUUGGUAAUAAAGAUACCUUGUCAUCUUGAAAAAGUGGUUUUUGUACAUUAAUGUGUGCUUUUCUAAAGUACAUGACUGUACAAAAGUCUCACUGCACUAAUAACUACAGUAGUCGCUUAUUCAAUUUUGCUGUUACCAUACCCCAAGCCAAGCCCAACCUGGUAAUCAUAGGGUUGGGGCUAAGGAUACCCACAACAUAACUAGCAUUAGUUUCUUGUGUGUUAUAUGGGAGCCAUAUUCACCAUUAUUUAAUGUACCACUCUAAACUUGGUACAAGAGUAGAACAGUACUACAUGCAUUUCUAAAAAAGUGAUUGUACAGUAGCCUAUAUGGCUGUUAUAACCAUGAAUGGCUCUGUUAAGCUCAAGAGGUAUAAUGUAUGUAGGCUUGUACCAGUAACACUCAAACAAAGCUAAGACUUCUUUGAAUCCCUUCUCAGGGAUGUGCCCAAGGGGUAGAUGGUAACAGAAAGGACUGAAGGCACUUAUCCUGUGAAAGACAGAUACACUCCAGAAUGUUUGAUGACAGUUAUUACUGUGUUAAGCUGUGUAUAAUCAUGUAAAACAUGGUAGCUAAAAUUUUGAGUCAAGAUUAAGGAGAAAGAAAACAUACACAGGCAAAUACAGUAACUUGAUUAAGGAAGUUGAUACAUGUAGCUGAUGUGAAAGUGCAUGGCAAGAUGUCUUGCAGUUGUUUAGGUGUAAAUGCUCACUCUUUGUGGUACAUUUCCACCUUUUCACAAUCUGGAGUGUUAUGCCACUUGUUCUGUUGCUGUAGGCCUGGAGUAUGUUACAGAAUAGGUCCAAUAUCCUGUCUCGGGCUCCAUGGUGACGCUCGACACACUGAGGUUUAAACUAGUGAACUUGAAGUUCCCUCACCUUGUUGGAAGCAAACAUCGUUUCAAUGUGCUGGUGAGUAGACAAGACCUAUGAGAUGUUUGUACCCAUUAAAAUGUGACAAAUGCCUUAAGGUGGCUAUGCCAUUCUAUUUGCUGUCUUUUUAGAAAGCAAACGUUUUUCACAUCAGUUGAAUUCCAAAAGUAAUGGUGUAGUAGUGUUCAGGGCUGUCAUUAAGAGCCGGGGCGGGGAUUUCCCCCAGCUAUCAUAAAUGCGGUACCCUGUUACUUUCAUUGGAAUAAUGAAGAAAAAUAAGACCAGAAGAAAUCCCUAGCUGUUUGAUUCCCCUCAUACUUACUGUAUUUACGCGGCAACUUGAAAUCUUAGUGACAACCCUGUCGUGUUGUUAUCCAAGACUAUAUUUAAGCACUGAAUCUGUUUCCUGUCAUUUGUUGCAACAAUGACAAGAAUGGACAUGGAUUAAAACUUGAAAAAGUUGGGCAAUGUUUUCAAGUUUUAACACCCUUUCUGCAAAAAUCACCAAAGAACUUAUUAUGGUUAGUGCUCCCUGGUGAAAUUUGUUUGAUAUCUUAUUCAUAACUCUACUGGGGCAUUUUGUAUACCGGUAAAGGCAAUAAGCAUUGACUGCAGAACAGAAUUGCCCUAAAACAGCAGUAUCUUUCUUUUAGAGACUGGCAAAAUUAUUUACAACAAACAGAGUUCAAUUCAGCACCAUUACAAUGUACAGUGUAUAUACAACAUCUGAAUCAAGUGCUGUAUUUAAUUUGAGUCUGCUAAAAAUAGGAGCCGAAAUUCAACUUCUGAGGCCCGUAAUCACAGCUUUGCACUUCCUUCCAAUAUCAAGUAGUUAAGACGGAAUCCAUCAGGAAAUUGAGUAAUAUUAAUUAAUUUUCAGUGGACAAAAACCUUGUACCAGGAUAUUUUAAGCCAUAUCUUAUUCUUUUUUGCCCUUUUUAAGUGCUGUAGAUGUAAUUAGGUUUCUGUAAUAAUGCCAAAGACAAUUUCUUAUGGGAGCCCGAGAAAAUAAAUUUCAAAUUCUGCUGGAAUUGAGAAAACAUAGGGAAAAUUCAUUUUGUUAACCUUGAAUCUUUUGAAGUUUGUUUUUUUGGGCUCCCAUGAAAUCCUUUUCUUUGAGGCUAUUUCAUAUAACUUAUUACAUUUAUAGCCCUUGAAAAGUGUAUAAAAGAAUGCAAUAUGCUUGAGAUUAUUCUGGUACAAGCUUUUUGUCUACUGAAAAUUAAAAUUACUCAAUUUUCUUACGGAUUCUGUCUUAAAACCUUUUUUCAAAUUUAUUGUGACAAUUCAUUUCCAAAGACAUGUUUGAGCGCUGAAGGAAGUUUUUGAAUGUUUUCUUUAUAAUUAUUCACCUUUUCUGAGUAAAAUAUUCCAUUUUGAAAUGGGGUUAAAGAGGUCAUGAAGUUCAAUGAUUGUUUGCAUGGGAUUUCCUGAGAAUCUGAAGUCAAGUUACUUCAAUUAAAGUGUAUCUUAAAUGGUGAUGAAUUGUCAACUUCACAAAAUGAUGAAAGAUGGUUAUGUUAGAAUUUUACGGGUACAUUCUGGGCUUACAACAUCUGUCCGAUUUUACAUUGAUGUGUGAAAAGUUUCCUGUAGAAUUGACAGGACUGGUUUUACUGAUCAAUGGAUGAAGAAUGGAAAAGAAAGAGUUGUGCCCAUGUACAUUUUUGUUGCCCACAAGCUUACAGCUUUAGAUCCCUCUGACUUGGACAUAAACAAUCUUUUGUUUAGUUUCUGAAGUUUACCUUGGCUCACUAACUUUUCAGAUGUCAAUAAUUCUGGUUUUCCCAUGUAGAAUACAAUAAAAAAAAGACUUUGCACUAGAGAGUUUUUUUACAGGUCAAAUUCAGGUUAAUUUUUUACAACUUAAAUUUAAUAGGUUGAUUCUUGAUUUCAUCUGUCUCCUAGCCCUAAUAUUAUUCAUGAAUUAGGGCUAGCAGACAAAGAAAAUUGAGAAUCAACCCGGGUUAAAAAAUUUUAACCUGAAGAUAGUUUUGACCUGUGACAUUUACACAAUAGACCUGUGUCACUCAGUGGCCAUUUUGUCUCAGGAGGUUUAAAAAGCUUUGCUUAUGCACGGCUAGCCUCGUUCUCUCUAUGAGGCUAGCCGUGUAUAAUCAAAGCUUUCGAAAUCUCCUGAGACAAAAUGGCUGCCGCGUGACAAUGGUGUAGUACAGGUGAGCCCAGUUUGCAUUGUGACCUGUAGACCUUUCCCUUUUCUUUCAAAAUGGCAUUUUUUACUUAAAAGUGCAAAACAUCAGGUCCGGGUUGUUCAAAUGUGGGAUAGCGCUAUCCACCAGAUAAAUCACUAUCAAGUGGAUACAUGUAAAUAUUGGGGAAACCAAUUGCGCUCUCCACUGGAUAGAGAUUUAUCCAGUGGAGAGCAUUAUCCACCAUUUGAACAACUAGGGUCAGACAUUCUGUGAUUACAAGACUGGUGUUGAAAGUACUUACCUAUGGCCAUCAUGGCUCAGAUGUAAACCUUGGUCUGGCUCUCUCUUUACUCAAAGGGGAUAAGUCAUGCUAUCUUUAUAAAUAGUUAAAUGGUUUUAACAUGUAUUGAAGUCCAAUGGUCUUGUUAUAUUUGAGGCAUUGAAACUGUUUAUUUUCAUCCUCUGCUACUGGUGACAGGUGAACAUGGACUGAAAUUUGCAAACAGUGGGCCAAUAUUUUGUUUUAAUGGUGGGCCAGCAAAAAUCACCAAAACAUUAUUAUUUUAAGNAUUACAAGACUGGUGUUGAAAGUACUUACCUAUGGCCAUCAUGGCUCAGAUGUAAACCUUGGUCUGGCUCUCUCUUUACUCAAAGGGGAUAAGUCAUGCUAUCUUUAUAAAUAGUUAAAUGGUUUUAACAUGUAUUGAAGUCCAAUGGUCUUGUUAUAUUUGAGGCAUUGAAACUGUUUAUUUUCAUCCUCUGCUACUGGUGACAGGUGAACAUGGACUGAAAUUUGCAAACAGUGGGCCAAUAUUUUGUUUUAAUGGUGGGCCAGCAAAAAUCACCAAAACAUUAUUAUUUUAAGUGUUCCCUGAAGAAAUUUGUCUUAUGUUGUCAUAAAUCUACAACAGCAUUUUGUAUAUGGGUAGCUUUUACAUGCAAAAUAACUGCAAGUAAACCUACUCUGGAGCAGCUUGAUCAUUAUUCAGUGGGAAAGCAAAUCAAGAGAACAAGAAAGUAAAUGAAAAAAAUCAGGCAGACACUGCCUCUUGAUAUGAGGUACAAUAUAUUAUUAUUAUGUAGAAAUGGAAAUCAUUUACCACUGGUUUGUUGCACUCUCUUGUUCUCUGUAACCUUGUUUUCAUGAAUUGUUUCCUGGCUUUUAUCACAGGAAACAAAAAGAAAAUACAAUCAAAAGAACUUCCUUACUGUUCAUUUCCCUGCUUGCUAAUUGCAUAUACUCAGCAACUUAAAAUUUUAGUGAAAACCCUGCCAACUGAAAACCUUUCUCAUAACAUUAUUAAUUAUCAUAUUUUAACCCAGUUAUAUGAUUAAUUUAUAAUUUUAAUUUUCGUUCAUUCAACAUUGCUCCCAUCAUAAACAGUUACCAAAUGUUGUACCUUCUUGAGGGAAUUCUCGAAUUUCAUUCACUUUUAAAUGUUUUUAACCUUUGUGGAUUAAAUGAUAAAAAUUAAACAAUUCUUCUGUCCCUCUCACAGAAAGAGAAGGUACCAGAGGUUGCUCAGAGUGUCCGUGGCGAUGUCAAAAAGAGGUCAGAAUUGUCCAGUAAGCUCCUCGAGGAAGCAAGUAAACUUGAAAUGAUGGAAGGACGACAGCAGGUGAAAACCAGAACAGAAAAGAGCCCGUUUAACCGUAUCAACAACCAAGCUGCAGGUGAUGUGGGUGGAUUCAGUGGGAACUUCAAGGGGCAGCAAUCAUCUAGAGGAGGUCAGUUGACUCUCAGUGGUGCCUAGCAUCAGUAGGGAGUUUUAGCAACGACGACAGCUACGCUAACGAGAACGGUGAAAAAACAAUAUGUUUGAUUAGGAAAACAACAACUUUGCACGUGCAUCACGCUUUUUUGUACAUUUCUUUGCCAUCACUGCACGACUACGAUGUGAAAAUGCCUAAUUCACGAUUUCUGGAGAACGUAAACAAGCGAAGACGAAUUUUCCCUUCUCUUUCUAAACUUGAGUCCGGUCCCCAAGAAAUCAACUCCAGCGAAAUUCGCUUACAUUUCACAUUUUCAGGGAAUUGGAAUAAACGCAACAAAGUUUGAAAAAAAGCGAAUUCAUUUUUAAAAAGACUUUUUCGCUGCUGUCGCCGUCGUCGAUGCUAAAGCUCCCUAGUCUUACAGUGCAGCUAUUGUCAACGGGGCCACCAAGACAAAGUUGACUAACUGGAUUACAGGAGAAUAUUAAGUACAGUGGUUUUUUAGCCAAUUAGCAAAUCAUAAGUAAACAGCAAAUUACUCGAAGGACAAAAUUUAAAUAUUGAUGGCAAAUGUUUCAAAGAAAGAAAAUUUACCAUUAGACAACGUUUUUCUGUCUGAAACUAAAAGAAAUAUAGUGCCUAUGAGACAUAUUUGUUUGUUACAAACUGUUAUUUUGUUAUCAAGCAGCUAUUUCUUUGCUAUCUGUUGACAAUGGUGGCCCCAGUUUCAGUGGACUUGCUCUACUCUUUGUUUACUGCAGUGAAUGACCAGGGCAUUUGUUCUUAGUGUUGCCUUACGUGAUUCUCAAAAGAGGUUGCAAAGGUUGAAGGACACUCAAGGUUAUUUUUGUGAGUGAAUUCUGCUGGCUGGCUGCCAUCAGAAAAUGCUUUGCUGCAAGUUUGUCUGUGGAAGGUAGAGUAGGGUGUACAGGGUUGAACAGCCCCUUGUGACACCAAUCAAAUUUUGAUCUUUCAGGAGGGCAACAGUGGCAGAAUCAAAGAGGAAGAGGGCAGGGUGGUGGGCGUGGCAAUCAGAUGGGUACACGUGGCAGAGGACAGACGUAUGGAGACAGACAGAAUAACACACGUGGUGGAAUGCAAGGUGGGCGUGGUCGAGGAAACCAGCAGGGAACCCCAUAUAAUUAUAACCAGCAGCAAUCAGGAUCUUACAGAGGCAGCAGAGGCAGAGGCAGAGCUAGAGGAAGAGGAGGCAAUAACCAGAAUCAGUCAUGGAAUCAGAACUUCUCUUCUUACAACAAUGCACCAAACCAGACAUUUGUGGACAGUUCUUACGGUGGUGAUAAUGAUGGUUACCAGUGGGAUAAUAGUGCACAGGGAGGAGGGUAAGCGCCUUUUAGGUCAUUAUACUGGAAAAGGCUUUUUAACAAUUAUUCCUCGAGCCCGAAUGGGCUCUGAGUCAAUAGCCCAUGCCAAUUGGCCAAAUGGGCUAUUGACUCAGAGGCUAUGAGGGCGAGAGGAAUAAUUGUUUUUGUAAAAUCUAACUAGUUGAUCAAAAAUAUCGAGAAUAAAAAACUUUUAGCUAGUUAAAGCUAGACUUUAAUCCUUUUUUGCCGCCAAAAAGCCCGCGCUUUUCGCUACUAGUGGGCUAUAACAUAUAGCCUAGUAGUACCUCAACCAAUCAGAAUGCAGCAUUGAUAAUAGACCACCAGUUGGAUUUUACUAAAAUCUUUUAUCAAAAUAAUUCUCUCUACUUAUUCUUUAAGGUAAUGUAUGGACAUCAGUCUGGAUGUUUGAGUGUGUAUUGGUUAAUGCAUGUGACAAUUUUUCUUCACUCAUUGCUUAACCAUUGUUUUGACAUUGCCUUGUAUCGUACAGGGAGCGAAUGUUGCCACCAGAGGCAUUUGGAUCCAGAUCUCAGCCCCAGGCACAAGGUCAGCAGUUUAUCAGCUAUGAUGAACACUAUGAUGAUUACUAUGGCAACCAGAACACUUCCUACGGUGGCUCUAACUAUGAGGUACAGUAAAUAACACCUUUAAUUUGGUGCCCUUUAUGAGUUCUAGAAGUCCUGGCUCAUAGAGAAAAUUGCGCUUGAUAUUUGUUCAGGAGCUUUAAGGAGACUUUGACAAGAUGCUUUGCUCGGCCCCGCUAGCAUUAGUGCUAUAAAUACUGCCGAGGGUAAAUAACGGAAUUAUUGUUAUUAUUAUUUUUCAACUUGGUGUGAAGGCAACCCCCAAAAAUGUUUGUUUUUCCUGAAUGAGGCCUCUCAAUUCAUUGUCUUGAUGACCUGUGCAUGUACAGCUGGUGUAUCCACUUUUCCAUAGCUGAUAUCCCCUAUGCGUUGCAAAAUGUAUUACUACUGCUGCUCAUUCUUUUUAGUAUAUUGAGCCAUACGCCGACCAGAGCACAUAUUCCACUCAGAGCGCUAAUCAACAACGUUUUCAGCCACCUGCUCACACACCAAGUGCCAAUGUUGGCAGCAGUGUAGGCAGUGAUAGUGGUGGAGUUUCCGGAAAAAGUAACGUCAGCCUUCUGCAGGGAGCAAUAGCAGAUUUGGUGAGUUAAAUAUUAAAAUAGCUUUCUCUUCGUGAAGUACCAAAUACGCGAUGAGUGAAAAUAGGAAAUAGCUUCAAUAGAGUUUUAUCAAAAUUCUAACAAUUUCCCUUGUCUUGCCUUCUCCGCGAGGGAAAUUGUUAGAGUUUUGACAAAGCGCAGGUGAGACACUGGCGGACUGUAUUUCCUAAUUUCACCAGUAUACCAUUUGAUUAGCUUAAUAAUGUUAAUACUAGUAAUAGCCGAGGUUACAGAGGUGCGAGUGACAUUGCUCGAAGGUAAAAACCCUUUAGCUCUAACGCUGCGCUUUGCGUUAGUUUCACGUGAUAGAUGCUCGAAAUGCGAUGAUGCUCGAAACUAAAUUGUUGCAUGCGUCCCGUAGGACGCAAAGAUCGAUUGAUUGAUCGGAAGACUUUUUUUUAGAAUAUCCUGUUUGGGUGAUUUCUGUGGCUGUUCUUGUGGCUGUUGUUAAACGACGCUUAUUUCUUUUAGGGCGCUUUCCAUUCACCAAAAAUUCCGGUUUGAAAUUUCGGAAACUUCACGUGCUAAAUGGAACGGUACAUUCCGGUUGCACAGACCCGACCCAAACCACCGCGCGUUUUGUUAUCGUGGCUUUGCAGCAGACAAGCAGACUCAAAAUUACACUCUAAAAGAGAAGAGUAAAUACUGCUUAUAUCCUAAAGAACACUCAACUGUCGAAAAGGGGCGGUGGAAAACUAAAGGCGAAGGAAUCCUAUUUCGUGUAGAAAGCCUAUGAAUGCAAGUUAAGGUAAAAAAUUCUCGUGAAUUGUAGCGAUUCGUUUGUCGGAAUAUUGGAACGAUUCGAAGCAAUUCCCGGAACUGUGCGAUAAAUAAAUUCGGUGUUUUGGCCAGAUUUGUAUUCAGCCAUAAUAUCUUGGACAGGUUUCAGACAAAUAAUACGCUGAUUCUCACGGACUUUAUACACACACUUUUUUCACCUACGUGUCGUGUUGCAUCAUUUAUUUGUCUCGGUUGAUGGCAAAUAUCAAAAGUCGAAAAAAAUUGCAACUGAUUCAAACCAUUUGAGAUGUCUUGGCUUUACUCACAGUCCUUCACUUUCCAUUGGAAACUACUUGUUCUUGUAAGCAGGAUACAAAAGAGCGCUACUGGGGACAACAAUUUUGGCAAAUGGAAAGGGACAUUUCGGUCCGACUGACCGAAAUGACCAGACCGGUCACUGAUGACCACCUUCAAAGCUGGUCCCGAAUAUUCCGGUCGGACCAAACCGAAAUGGUCCGUUCCUUUUGAUGAACCAACCGAAAUUUCCGGAAUUUGGGGUUGAAUGGAAAGCGCCCUUAGUCUUUGUUGUGCUUUACAAUGGAAGGAGUAUAUUUUUAUUUCAGUAUACCGUAAUACACAGUUAUGGAAUCUGUCUUCAGAUUAACUGUGUGGUUACAAAAGACCUAGUGAAUCAUUGUUUUUUUUUAACUGGGACUCAAUGUUUCUGGACUGGGACUCGUGAUUUUUCACAAGAUGAGUUCCAGGACUCACCAGCGGAUUUGAUAUUACGUGUGUUAUCCAGUUAGGAAAAGGGGAAUGUUAAUCAGUAGCUUAUUCAUGUUAUUUUAUUGCAAGAAGUGCACAUGUGGCUAAAGAAGAAUGAUGACCUAAAAGGCCGAGUUUUAGCAGCUCUCAGUUCUGUUGGGAGCCUGCGAUGGACAGAAUGCCUGAAGCGAUUUACUAAAUAACACUGACUUCUGAAAGCCAAGAAUGUGUGGUAUCUAGAAAAUUUGAAGUAAAUGCCCUGAUAGCAUACCCGGAUCAGUUGAUGAAGGGACCUUACUUAUUGUGCCUAAAAUCUACAUAAUGUAUGGAUUAAAAUCAACGUGGAUCUCUCCAAGAGAUAAUUACUCAUUGAUUUCCUUUUAUGUUUGCCUUUUGUGUGUGUUUAUUGUUUAGGGAAAGCUUGUUAGCAGUGAAGAGGAUGCUUCAAUGGCCUUGCAAGUGUCCAACGCCCUAACGCAAGCAUUGCUACAGUUUCGUAUGAACAAUCUUAGUAAAGAG